This is a messenger RNA of Menidia menidia (Atlantic silverside), 3207 nucleotides long. The record is from the annotation of a GenBank genome assembly. Lineage: Eukaryota; Metazoa; Chordata; Actinopteri; Atheriniformes; Atherinopsidae.
GAGACGGCCGAAAACAACUGGCGCAGUGAUUCCACAAUGGCCACAAGUGUCCCGACUGUGCCUGACCGGGACUCUGCGCAACGCAGUUCUGAGAGGGGCUGGAGAGGUUUUGAGCUCUCCCUGCUCCUUCGUGCGUGAACAACACACCUGUUCUUCGGACGCUGGAUUCUAAAAGAAUAACAUUUCUUUACGGCAAAGUUAAUUCAGCGCGCCGUCGUUGGAGCGGGGGCAAGAUCACAGAAGGAAGACAAAGGACUACAUCCUGCACUGGUGGUUUAUGACUCAUGAGUUGAACAGUCUCAGCCGUGGUUCCUUGUAAUGCUCUAACAGACCUCAGGAAAUACUGGGUGAUUUGAACCGUGCACCACUCCUUCAGGGAUGAUUACAUCCCACAUGAACGGUUAUGUGCAAGAGGCCUCUGGUCAGGCCAUGAACCACAGAGAGAGGGCUGUGGACUGCCCAGGAGAGGAUAGUAGCCUUGCCAAAACUCCAAACUGUAGUGCCCAAAUGGAAAGAAUCCAGCAUUAUCAAGAGGAGCUGAGGAAGAGGAGAGAGGAGGACAGCAAAGGGAAGCAUGACAUUGACUCCAAUGCUUCUCUGAGGCUCAAGAAGCUGGCACAAAACCCUAAGGUGGGCAUUGACAAUCCCACCUUCGAGGGAAAGGAAAAUGCUCCCAAAGACAUGAGCUCCCCAGAUGUUGUUGUCGAACUGGAGGAGCUGUUGCAGGCUCUGAAGUUGGCACAGCUUAACUUGAAUGAUGCCCAGAGCCAGCAGGAUGUGGAUCUGAUCAUGCAGUUCCUUGCUAAGGAGGAAUUCAAGACUGCCUACACCAUCUACACUGUCCUGUCCCAGCAGAUGUGCAAAGUCAGCCCCACCUUACCGCUCACGGCACAAGCUCAGGACCUCUGCCAAGAGGUUCAGAGGAUUCUCCAAUCGGGCCAACCGAAGGAGGGUCUGGAGCUCAAAGCCCUGCUCACCAAUCCUCAUCUGCAGGCUCUGAUACAGGCACAUGACACUGUGGCAGGGCAGGAAAUGACAGAGGAAAUCGUGACACAGUACCUUGGAGAGACGGUAAAACUAGUGCGGUUGGAGAAGACUAAAGACACUCCGCUGGGUGCAACAGUCAGGAAUGACAUGGACAGCGUGGUGGUGAGCCGAGUGGUGAAAGGUGGGGCAGCAGAGCGGAGUGGCCUCCUCAGUGAGGGAGACGAGAUCCUGGAGAUCAACGGGAUUCCUAUCCGUGGAAAACACAUCAAUGAAGUCCACGACUUAUUGCAACAAAUGCAGGGCACUCUGACAUUCCUGCUCAUCCCCAGCUCUCAUGUUAAACCUGCUCCUCAUAGACAGACUGUGAUUCACGUACGCGCUCACUUUGACUACGAUCCCUCUGAAGACCCUUUUGUGCCGUGUCGAGAACUGGGCCUGUCCUUCCAGAAGGGAGACAUCCUCCACGUUAUCAGCCAGGACGAUCCCAACUGGUGGCAGGCCUACAGGGAUGGAGAUGAGGACAACCAGCCCCUGGCUGGACUCAUUCCAGGGAAAAGUUUCCAGCAGCAGAGAGAGACCCUGAAGAAGACCAUAACCGACAAGAAUCAGGAUCAGCAGGGGAAGCUUUGGUGUUCAAAGAAGAACAAGAAACAGAAGAAGAGGAACACAGUAAACCUCAACAAAAACAUCGACUACGACGACAUCCUGACCUAUGAGGAGAUGUCCCUCUACCACCAGCCUGCCAACCGCAAGCGUCCCAUCGCCCUGAUUGGUCCUCCAAACAGCGGUCAUGACGAGCUGCGCCGGAGGCUUCUCUCCAUAGAGCCGGAAAAGUUUGCCGUUGCAAUCCCCCACACAACCAGAAACCCAAGGAUACACGAAAGGAUUGGACGCGAGUACCAUUUUGUGAACCGCACUGCCUUUGAAACGGACCUGGCUGCGGGGAAGUUCAUUGAGUCGGGGGAGUAUGAAAAGAACCUGUACGGCACCAGCACCGACUCUGUCCGGCAUGUCGUCAACUCCGGACGCAUCUGUUUGCUCUGCCUACACACCAGGUCUCUGCGGGUGCUGAGAUCCUCCAACCUCAAGCCAUACGUCAUCUUCAUUGCUCCUCCUUCUCAGGAACGUCUGCGCACCCUGCUGGCCACAGAGGGCAAAACUCCAAAGCCUGAGGAGCUGAGGGAAGUCAUUGAAAAGGCCCGCGAGAUGGAGCACAACUUCGGUCACUUCUUUGAUGCCACAAUCGUGAACAUGGAUCCAGACCAGGUGUUUCACGAGCUACGCAGACUGAUAGAUAAACUGGACACAGAACCACAGUGGGUGCCCACGUCCUGGCUGUGCUAGAGGCAGCGCUGAGGGGUCUCAGGGUAAAAAACGGCAGACAGCAGCUAAACUGACUGGAGAAUGAAGGACGUACAGUGAUGAAGCGUCACUGGAUUUUCACUUGCACAUUUUCCUCGUUUGUAGAGGAUUGUUACAGCAUGCUGCAGGGAUAGACUAAGUUUCUUUACUUUUGUUUCUUUUUUAUCUUUGUGUUUUGUCUAUUUGUUUCAAUAAGGUCUCAUGAUCUCAGUUUAAUGGAAAAUCAUGUAUCUAUGCAAUUCUAAAUAGUUAUUUAUCAAUGUAAAUAUACUUUUUUUUUUUUUUUUAGACAGAAGAGGUAUAUAUUAUAUCAGUCGUGUCCCUGAGAAAACGACACAUGCUCCCAGCUGGAGGAGUUAGUCUUAAAAAGACUCCCUGAUAAAGCAGCAGGCAAAAAAAAAACAACUCAUCAGGUACCAAACUGAAAACUAGUUUUAGUACUUUAAGUCCAGUGUCUUCCAUCGAGAGGCAGGACUGAGACGUCUGCCCUUGAAACCUGUGCGAUUCAAGGGGAUUUUCUUACCAAAGUCAGUAUUCUGUUGUCUCAUUCACACUGUGGGAGUGUUUUCUACCAGUAUAUUAAGAACAAAACGCCCUAUUUAAUGCAAGUUCAACAAAUACUAUGACGCUUCUCUGCAAAGUACUUAGUAGUUCAUGAGCAAAAUUUUGCAAGUGUUAAUAAAACCAAAUAUGUAAACUUGUGGUUAAAUUUGUAUAUUUUUAGUUUUAGCUAGUUAAGUUAUUAAAUAAAAUGGCUGCAUAGGUCUUACAGCUCAACCCAGUUUUCUUUUCUUUGAUUAAAAAAAAAAAAGAAGUUCUAGUUCAAACUAGAACCCAGUGACCACUAACUGGAGCAAG